Molecule: messenger RNA, 538 nt
Organism: Haliotis rufescens (red abalone)
Lineage: Eukaryota; Metazoa; Mollusca; Gastropoda; Lepetellida; Haliotidae
Exons: 4
Coding region: 106-486 (126 amino acids)
Source: RefSeq, a predicted model, not a curated record
UUUUCGACACUUUUUAGAGGAAAUGACCGUCGUUUAACAUAUGUAUUGUGUGCCCGCUCGAUCAGCUCCACUUACACUGGAGAGUCGCCCGACCUGGUAGGUGAGAUGUCGCUGGUCACAAUGAAAGUCGCCCUGCUCAUCGUACUGUUUGGUUGUUGGAGACGCGUGUCCACGGAGUGCGUGCUGCCGGAUCUGGAGAUACACGAAGAUAAUAUGAUGGAUCUCCUCCUGGACUUGGUGUUGCUCAACGGGGAAGAUCACCGCAUGGACAAUGGAGUAACGCUGUCAUGUCAACACGGAAUCCUUCGUGCCAAUUUCAGAGACGCAGAACCAUUGGUUGUUGACAAGCAGUGUCUUGCUGUCUAUGUAACGAAACAAGAGAGCGAGAGCAUCCUCUCCUGUAACAUCCCGCUUGAGACAGACGAAUGGGCAGUUGCGCCGAAUGAAUUAAUACCCUCUGAACCCGAGGUAGAAAAAAUAGAAUAGUCACUCAGGCAAGGGAAGUCGGAGUGAUGUCCCUUCGAUUAAGGUUGGGAAA